This is a messenger RNA of Plasmopara halstedii, 195 nucleotides long. RefSeq lists its product as uncharacterized. The transcript is spliced from 2 exons. NCBI's taxonomy places the organism in Eukaryota, Oomycota, Peronosporomycetes, Peronosporales, Peronosporaceae. The coding region runs from base 1 to 195 and encodes 64 amino acids. The record is from RefSeq and is a predicted model, not a curated record.
AUGAGGGGACUGAAUGUGCAUCAUCACAUUCUUGAGAGAAUGUUCGUACUAUUCAAGAUUUGUGUAGCAAUAGCGUUGCGUGUGACUUUUAGAGAACUAGCUGGGUCAGAGAAACCCCUACUUUUUAAAAUAACAUGUUCACCGCAAGAAGCACAAAUAUGCAAAAGCAGCUACUGCGAUACACUGUUUUUAUAG